AACCAUAUUUUUUUGCGUUUGUGUGUUCGUUUCACUUUUUUUUUGUUUCGUGCAACUCAUCGGAUUUAGAAUAGACUGUGAACAAUAUUGGUCGAAACAAACAAUGAAUCAACAAAAGCUGUUGGUUGCCUUUAAGAAGAAAAAUUACGAAGAUUUCCUGAAACUUUUGGACUGCGAUGAUACAGACAUAAAUUAUUUUUAUGGGGAACCAGACAACGGAACAUUACUAGAUUUGGCUAAUCGAUCCAUGGAUUUAUUUUUCAUUUUUCGAAUACUACGCGAUAGAGGCGCUAAAACAUGGUAUAAGGAUGCAGUGACUGGUAAAUUAGUAAUACAUGAAGUUUUCAAAAAUUUGGACCCACAAAUCCUCAAGUGUGUCUGGUUAGAGGGAGAAUUUGUCAAAGCUAAACAAAGAUAUGAAAAAGGAACUGACAUCAUGCUAACUGCUGUGACAGAAAACGACGUUGAGGCGAUGGAAGUGCUGGCUCACUCCUACUCUCUAGUAUAUACCGAUGGUUCGCAUUAUAAUUCUUAUCUGCAUAUGGAACUGCUUCGAGGAAGCAUUGACGCAGUCAGAGUGUUCGUCAAGUUCUUCGAUGUGGAUAGAGAAUUUCAAAGAGACUCUAACGGAUGCGCCUAUACUUGUCGCGAAAUAAUACUGCAGAAAUAUCCUGAAUUGGAAUCCGAGCUUCCAACUGAACCAUCCAGCAGCAAGCUCGCUGAGAAUUUAUUUUUCUAUUUGCAUCGAAAUGCUCCAGAAUUAUUUCUAAAUCGAGUCAACGAUCUUAGCACAGAAAUGCUGAAUGAUAGCCGCGACACAGAUGGCAAGACUUAUUUACACGUUGCUUGCGAAUGUAAUUACACCGAAGUUGUGGAUGAACUGUUGAAAAGAAAAAUCCAAUUGAAUCCGGUUGCUCCGUUAUGUGUCUUGGACGACGGGUACAUGAAUGAAGGAACACCAAUAAUGGUGGCCGCUUACCGAGGUCAUCUCCAAAUUUUUAUUACACUCCUACGCAUACCCGAAGUUGAAUUGCAAAUUGAAGGAAAAGGAUCCGUUUUGCAUGCAGUGUUACAUGGUAUGUGGGGUCAGCAAGUUCGUCGAUACGCGAAAUCUAAUGUUACCGAUUAUCAUUUCGAGAUUUUGGAAAACGUAUUCGAAGAUAUCAACAGAUUAAAUGUAGACUUUAAAGACGCAUUCCGUAUGACCGCUCUUCAAUGGGCUAUGAAAUUCAACAACAAAUUUGUCAUCAAGAAACUGCUUAAUGCGGGAGCCAAACUCCGUUUCACAGAUUACAGGGGUAAGUUUUGUUUAACUUCGACGUCAGCUACAAUAAUAGAAAGCUACCUUGAUGACUGCAUUAAAGUAGAGUCUUCAAGUCGGUAUAGCCUUCAUGAUCAUCAUAUCCGGAGAGAGGGUACUGAUGAUAUGAAAUUAAACUACACGAUAUUCAAAAAAGUGCUCAAAAAUUCAACGAAAACCGGUGGGGAAAUGGAAUUGUUCAUUCAAAGCAGAUUUAUACCAGAGUUGAGAACAGUUGUAAAGCAUCCUCUUUCGAAAAGUUUCAUUUACUUGAAAUGGUGUCUAGUGAAAAAAUAUUACUACAUUAGUUUAGCAUUCUAUCUAUUGAUUUGUUUGGUCCUGAGUUUGUUCAUUUUCCAAACUAAAGACUGUCUAACUUCACCCGGCAAUUUAAACAGUUUUAGUGCAACUUCAUGCGACGUAUCAUCGUGGUUGCGAUGGAUGAUAGUACUAUGUUUGAUCAUACUCAUUGCAUGGGAGGUAUGCCAAUUAUUAAUUUCAAGUAGCAUAUGCCCAUACGUUUCUUUAGACCAAACUCCCGUACUAUUUUUGAUCAUCUGGUUUGUUGGUCUUCUUCUCACAAAAAGCUAUGAUACGGAGUUGGCAGCAGCGAUUAUUCUUGCAUCGUGGUUCCGAUUCACAUUUUUACUGGCCAAACAUCCGUUUUUUUCAAUUUACAUUGAGAUGUUCAUUGUAGUGGGGCGUAAUUUUCUGAAAUUUUUCGUUUUGUAUAUAAUUUUGAUCGGAUCAUUUGCGUACAGCUUUUUCAUCAUGUUCAGAAAUAAAACUGACCUAUAUGCAUCGCCGGAAGAUAAAAAUUCCAUAAAUUUGUGGCAAAGUCCGCUUGUAUCACUUCUCAAAUCGAUCAUUAUGAUGACUGGCGAGUUUGACGCUUCUUCUUUACCAUUGGGCUCAAACUUCAGUACCAGCUAUAUUUUUUUCAUUGCAUUCGUCUUUUUAAUUAGCAUAGUACUUUAUAAUUUAUUAAACGGCUUGGCCGUUAGUGAUAUACAAGCCAUCAAGGAAGAUGCUGAAUUUUUUGCUUUGGUAACUCGAGCUGAACUGAUUGCGUACUGGGAACGUCUUAUUCAUAGCACAAAAUUUGGAGAUAAAUUAUUAAAUUUGCAUGUAACUGAUUUUGUUAUAUUAAAUUCAGGCAAAAAUAACUUUAUCAAGGUAUUGUCUCAGCGUACUAUUCAUUAUGAAAUUAUUGGUAAAAUGCCACCCUACAUUGUUAAACAAAUUGAACAAUUAUUGGAAAAACGAAACCAAUCCUAUUUUGAUAAAAUUUGUACUCAGCAGCAUGAGAUGAAAAAUAAUCAAGCCGAGAAAGAAUCAAUUGAUAAAUUAGUUCAUCAGUUGAGUGAGAAAAUACAUGAUAUAAAACUUGAAAACGAUGCAAAAAUAACUAGAAUUGGUGAACAAAUUACUGAUAACAGCGUGAAAAUGUCUGAAAUUGACAAAAAAGUUGCUGGAAUUGAUGUUAAAAUGGCUGAGAUUGGGGACAAAAUUGCUGGAAUUGAUGUGAAAAUGGCUGAGAUUGGCGACAAAAUUGCUAAAAUGAAAGGAAAAGCAGUUGAACACGAUGAAAAUUUGUUGCAAAGAGUUGAUCAGCGAAUUAAUAAAUUAAUGGAAUCCAUUGAGCAGGCACUGAUAGCGCAUUUAAAACAGAAAGAAUAAGGAUUCGCGAUCAAGUUUUUCGGUUUAUAGUAAAUUCAAUAAAUUUGUAGGUAGGUAUUAUUAAGAUGUACUCUUUAUUACAGUAGAGACUCAUUUUUAUAGAAAUAUCAUUAGAUAAUAAAA
This is a messenger RNA of Planococcus citri (citrus mealybug), 3103 nucleotides long. Its product is annotated as transient receptor potential cation channel protein painless-like. Bases 104 to 2980 code for a protein of 958 amino acids. Gene Ontology annotation, cellular component: membrane. The record is from RefSeq and is a predicted model, not a curated record. Gene Ontology annotation, biological process: monoatomic ion transport; transmembrane transport. Lineage: Eukaryota; Metazoa; Arthropoda; Insecta; Hemiptera; Pseudococcidae. The transcript has a single exon. Gene Ontology annotation, molecular function: protein binding; monoatomic ion channel activity.